Leptosomus discolor (cuckoo roller) is the source of this 1411-nucleotide messenger RNA. Lineage: Eukaryota; Metazoa; Chordata; Aves; Leptosomiformes; Leptosomidae. The record is from RefSeq and is a predicted model, not a curated record.
AUGGGAAGCUUCAUCCUUUCCUGUCUCAUUUAGCUUAUAUUUGGCACUCUUUACCCUGCAUAUUAUUCUUAUAAAGCCGUGAAAUCAAAGGACAUCAAAGAAUAUGUCAAAUGGAUGAUGUACUGGAUCAUAUUUGCGCUCUUCACGACAGCAGAGACAUUCACGGAUAUCUUUCUUUGCUGGUUUCCGUUCUACUAUGAACUCAAAAUAGCUUUUGUAGCUUGGUUGCUGUCUCCAUACACAAAAGGCUCCAGCCUCCUGUACAGGAAAUUUGUUCAUCCAACGCUGUCUUCAAAAGAAAAGGAGAUUGAUGACUGCCUCGUCCAGGCAAAAGACCGGAGCUACGAUGCCCUCGUGCACUUUGGGAAGCGGGGGCUGAACGUCGCAGCCACGGCAGCCGUCAUGGCAGCUUCAAAGGUUUCUCAGCUACUUCAUUUACACUUGUAUUUGGACCAGAAAAAAGGGCAGGGACAGGGGGCCCUGUCUGAGAGACUGAGGAGCUUUAGCAUGCAGGAUCUCUCGACGAUUCGUGGAGACAGCAGCAGCACUGUUCCUUCUUCGGUCACUGUACGAACAAGUAGCAAACAGAGCCAGCCAAAAACAUCCAGAAGUGCAUCAGAAGGCACUGGCAGCUCAGGCACCGCCUAGGACCCUUAGACCUCGCUUCAGGAAGAAAAGUACCUCGUCCUCUGCCACUGAAACAAUGUGAGUGCAAUGAGCCAAUAGCACCAAGAUCCACAGAAUGUCUCUCUUCUGCCUUAAAGAGCUACUUGUUAAUCGUGUCGGAAACAGCAGUGGGAUGGAUGUGCUUUGAUGUACAGCCUUGUAGACAUGGCCUUUCUCUCUCCUCUCUCUGUAUCCUUCUGUUACACGCUUCUCGCCUUUGUCCGUGACGUGGGUAGGACAGUCUGGCAGACACCUGCGGGUGAAGAGUCCUCCUUUCGUUUGCAGAGUGUGCACCCGCUCACGCCAGUCCCGUCAGGCUGUACAUUUACAGCUCUCAUUUGUGUCUGCAUAGCUCUCGCUCUGUGAAUGCACAGCGGAAACAACAAUAAUCAGUUACUCAUGAUGAUACAUUAACAGUGUAUUUAUUUAUGGCUUUAUCAUUAAUGAGGUGGAUUUGCAGAAGCCAUGGAUUUCUCUUCCCUCCCUUCCUCCUCAAGACUGUAAAUGAUGUAACAAAUGUCAGAGUACUGCGUGCAAAGUGUCCGAGAUUCAUUAGCGAAAGCUGAGCUGCCAUUCUGUUUCUCUUUCUGCAAGUACAUCAUGUGCUCCGAGAAAACCAUUGUGCUAAACCCCAUAGAGACAGAACCACUUGCCGAGGACGAGAUGUGCAAGAGAAAAUAAAUGGUUUCAACAAUAUAACGAAGGGGGGAGUCUUAAUUUUGAUCAGCCUGAGCCAGGAGAGUAU